This is a messenger RNA of Drosophila biarmipes, 606 nucleotides long. RefSeq lists its product as uncharacterized. The record is from RefSeq and is a predicted model, not a curated record. Lineage: Eukaryota; Metazoa; Arthropoda; Insecta; Diptera; Drosophilidae. The coding region runs from base 148 to 555 and encodes 135 amino acids. The transcript has a single exon.
AAAACCAAACUUGAAGUAGGCUUAAACUCAACUGCUUUCGGAUUUUCCCCAGAAAGUUACAAUUUCCUAGUAGCUUUCGUUAGAAGUUCUACAAACACUAGAAAGAAAUUCAAAUAUAUUUAGUUCAAACGUAUUCCCAAUAUAAUCAUGGAAUUUCCCAUACCAGAGGCUCAAUAUUGGGACGUCUCAAAGAAGUCCCAGAAAGACCGGCAGAUGAUUCGGAAAUUCGUCCCCGAGGCCGUCGAUCUGGCCACCAUAAGUCGGGGAGAGAUCUACAGGAUUGACACCUUCUACUUGGAGUGCCAGAAGUACAGGGAUCAUUAUCGCGACCCCUACGGCAAGGUGCAUUGUCCGCCAUUCUUCCACUUGCACAAGGGAAAGUGCGGAAUCAAACUGGACCAGAGCGUGCUCCGAAUGACGCAGGCGAUUGCUGGAACCUUGGACCGCCAGCCAAUAGUGUUUCCCCUGAUUCCGAGCAAGAGCAUGUUUCUGGGCGGUAGCAUUCCAAUGGGGUCACAUACAUCCAAAAUUGGCGUCACAAGUUAUCUAAGAUGACGUGUUUGAAAAUUAUAGCACUAGCAUAUGCUAAGAUUGUUGUUUGCAGCA